AUGGAGGCUCGCCAGUCCCUCGCUCGUCUCCGCGGCCUGUCUUCUGAUCAUCCAGAACUAAUCCACGCGGUCGCAUCCUUACCACCGACUGAACAAGUACGGACUCCGCUUACACUCGCCCGACAUAUGUGUGGAGGUAUAUCUUUCCGUGCGUGGGACGUGUCGGGCGCGGCUCGUCUCCGUUCCCUCUGGGAGCGUCACUACCGACACUGUGACGCGGUCAUCUUCGUGGUGGACUCUGCGGAUCAUCUGCGACUCGUGGUGGCGCGGUCAGAGCUGGAGCUCAUGCUGUCUCACCCGGACAUGUCUGGUCGUCGUCUGCCGCUGCUCGUGCUCGCCAACAAGAGUGACGCUCCUCACGCGCUCUCCGCACCACACGUCGCCUCAGGUACAUAA
Danaus chrysippus (African queen) is the source of this 396-nucleotide messenger RNA. Lineage: Eukaryota; Metazoa; Arthropoda; Insecta; Lepidoptera; Nymphalidae. The record is from the annotation of a GenBank genome assembly.